UAGCAUAUUUGCUCUAAUAAAUGAACUAAACUACAAGCCGUUUAGUGUUUCUAGUGCUAUGAGAACUUAAAAGUUAGCUUUUUAUUGUGUAAUUUGACGUAUUUGAAGGACCAUGUACUCCGGCAGAGAUGCCGCAAAUACUGCGUAUCCCACGCAGUGGGCUUUGAAUCCCACUGCGUAUCAAAAUGUUGAUACUAGUCACGUUGACUGGGCUGCUUUAGCUCAACAAUGGAUUGCUAUGAAGGAAGCGGCGGCGAUCGUGGCCGCGCCGCCGCCUCCGACCAUCAGGGCCGAGGAAGAGGGCGAAGCGCCGAUGGAGGUGGAAAACCCGGAUAACAAUUCGGAUGGGCCUGCCGGCGCCGAGUGGAACUCAGCAACAAAUUCGUGGUCAGGCACUUGGAACCAAUGGGGUUGGGGCUGGUCAGGCUCAGGGCCAGAGCCCAAAAUACCCCCAGACCCUACUAUAGGUUUGCAACCUAUUGUAGAUGGAUACACCGUGCCGGGAGACGCAGCUGCACCAAUUCCCGGCUACACAACGGGCGCGCCGGCACCAACAUUCCAACAUGGCUACUGGACCGCGCCUCAGGUGGAGCAAGCCAACAACAGCCGAGGCAGCAGUUCCAGUCGCGAUCGACGAUCCAAGAGCAAGAAUAGAGACCAUAAACCUUCUAGAAGUUCAAGAUCACAGAGAGAAAAAGCCCCUGUGAUAGCGCCGGUGAUCGAACCUAUAGUGAUGCCCACAGCUAUACCGUCGUCUACAAUAGACGCAGCUAAACGAAGACAGCUUCCCGCCUGGAUUAGAGAAGGAUUAGAGAAAAUGGAACGCGAGAAACAGAAGGCGAUAGAGCGUGAACAAGAGCUGAAGUUACGGGAACAAGCAGAGAAGGAGAAGAAACGAUUAGAAGAAGAAGAAUUAGAAAGAAUGAAAGCCGAGGCUGGGGGCCAGCCUGUAUUGCCGCCUAAGAGCAAAUUCGAAUCGGAUUCAGAAGGAGAAGAACCAACGAAGGAAGAACCACCAUCAUCAAGCCCUGUGAAGGAGGAGGUCGUUGAGGAACUUCCACCAGUUCCUGAGGAGAAAGAGGAGCCUCCUCCUCUCAUCAAGAGGAGUAAAGAGGAGAUCAUGCAAGAAGUGAUGCUUGCAGUCCGUCGUUCCCUCACAGAGAUCCUCCUGGAGGUGACGGACCAGGAGAUCCAAACGGUGAGCCAAGAAGAAUUGGCCAGAUAUAACGCGCUACAAGCGUCGCGCCUCAACGCCAUGAAGGCGAGCAAGUCGAAGGCAUUGGCCGCUAUCGCCAGUGGGCUCGGGCUGGGCGCGUACGAGAGCAGCAGCGACGACAGCGACGAAGAGGAACAAAACGACCUGUCUGAUCAACAGCUGCAGGACAUCAUAAAGCGCAAGAGGUUGGACUUCGAGCGCACUUCGCGGGAGAUCGAAGCAGAAGUGCGGCGCGCUGAAGCGAGGGAAGCCACCGAGGAUGUCUCCACGCCCAACAACGUCACGCCUGAACGACCACAUCGAUCACGAUCGUCAGCAACACCACCACCAGAAAGCGAAACUCCGGACAAAUUACCCGAACGCCGACCUUCCAGGGAUAAAAGAAGCACUCAUAAGUCCGACAAGGUUGAUGGAGUCAGAAAGCUAGAUACAAUUUUAGAGGAGAAAGUUAAGAAAUCGAGUAAAAGGGACCGCACUCCAAGUCCUUAUUCCAAAACUCCCAGUAAACCCAACAACAAAGAAAGUUCCUCCUCAACCAGCGAUUCUGAAGACGAUUCCUCAUCCAGUUCGAGCGAAUCAUCGUCAGAGACAGAACAAGACGUCGUUCAAACAAAGGCCAAAAAACGCAAGCGCAGAGGGUCCAGUUCCAGUGGAUCUCGCAGAAAAUCAAAAAAAGAAAAACAUAGAAAGGAAAAGUCUCAUAAAUCUAGCGACAGAAGCUACUCCAAAUCAAAAUACUACGAUGACUACGAAAGAUCUGACAAGCUUAGGUCAAAGAAAAAAGAUGACUACUACGACAGGCAUAAAUCCUCUAGGAGUAGGGACUACGACAAACACAAGUAUAGGGACGACUCCGAAGAGGAUCGUCCGAGGAAACGUACGAAACGAUCGCGAUCUAUAAGCUACGAAUCACGCUCGGGACGCAAGAAGUCAUCGCGGGACAGAUCGGAAGAGCGUUCGCGCAAGAGGGACAAGAGGUCUUACGAUAGGGACAGCUCCAAACGCGACCGGUCUUACGACAGGUCGGGCCGAGACUACGACAAAUACGAUAGGUAUGAGCGGUCUAGGGACUACGACCGGCGUCGAUCCCGCAGCGGCAGUCACUCCCGCCACCGCCGGUGAACAUCAGGUUACACAUCGAACAGGUUGUACUUCUAUCUAUUUCGUUAUCUUGUGUGUUCAAAAAAUAAACAUAAAUAUUCUGUUCAUUAUGAAUAACAAUAUGAAAAGUUAAGUGCUCCAAAAUAAUUAUAAUGCAAUUAGUUUUUAAGCAUAUAUAAUUUUAUGUAUAUACUGAUUCUAAUUUUAUUGUUACUAAAAAUAACAAGUCUACCUCGACCUCUUUAUCUAACAUUGUUGAUGGAAAAUAGGAUGAUGUCAGAAAUGUUUUUAUUCUAUUUAUUUUAAUUUUUGAAUGACUGAUCACUUUCAAAAAUGUUCAAACUGUUCCAAUAUAAACAAGCCAAGGCUACAUGUUGUUUGAACUAUUAUGAUAUCGGUUAAUCGGACUUGCACGCGUAUAGGGAAGUAUUUAAAAAACACACAUUUAAAUUAAUUAAUAUGCAAUUCAAAGUACAAACAGUUCAGUCCAAAGUGAUUAAGCAUAACAAUCAAAAUAAAUCACGAUGUUGCAAUCAUUUACAGUCACAACAUUGUGUACUUACUACACUGAUACUUAUGUAAUUUUUAUAUCUGUUGGUUUAAUCGUGUCAUAGAUAACAAUGUAAAUUUGAUACGUCCGAAGUUCGAGUAAGAGAGAGCAUCCGCGUGUUAUCGCUAGAUAACGUCGUCUGAAUGUUUUUGAACGGAAUGAUCAAGUACCAAAUGCAUUUCUGGCAUCAAGAAAGCUAAGGCUGUGAUAUAUUAUUUUUAUUUUUCUCUUGCAGGUGGGAGCAAUCAUUAGUGCGUGCAAGAUGUAAAUAUUAGCCCCUUGUGUAUAGUAUUUUAGUGUGCACUAUUAUUCGCGUAUUAUUUUAAUAAAUACCUAAUUCACUCUUA
Messenger RNA from Helicoverpa armigera (cotton bollworm), 3214 nucleotides. RefSeq names its product arginine/serine-rich protein PNISR. Gene Ontology annotation, cellular component: presynaptic active zone; nuclear speck. The transcript has 11 exons. Bases 113 to 2338 code for a protein of 741 amino acids. The record is from RefSeq and is a predicted model, not a curated record. Lineage: Eukaryota; Metazoa; Arthropoda; Insecta; Lepidoptera; Noctuidae. Gene Ontology annotation, molecular function: RNA binding.